CUCGUUUCCUUGGUUUUAUUUCCACUUAUUUUGCAUCUGUUUAGGAAUUCAGACCCUGAGGGAGAACCUCAGCACUGCAAGGAGGUGCUGUUAGAACCAAAACUGUCUCGAAAUCGGCAGCUCUGCGCAAACACAGAUUGGAUGUGUGUGUUGUGAUGCGUUGUGGAUGGGGAGAUGGACAUUUAUGAGGCUGUGCCUGCCCUGGUGUCACACUGGAGCAGUUCCAUAAAAGCCAGCAAUGUAAAGUGAGGGCAGAUUCAGCUCCUGUGUGGUAACCAAAGUGAGAUGAAUGCGUCCUGUUGCUUUGUCAGCUCAGCACACCGCUCCUGGAGCGCUGCUCAGAGGGCAGAGAUUUACAGUUUUAUGGAGAGGACACUUCCACAAGGUGGAUUUCUCCUAAAGCAGCAGCCCGACCCCACGCUUCAGACUGUGCUUUUUGCAACGCAGACGCACUCCUAUGGAGAACAAGAACGACGCAGUGAUAAAAAUUGGUCCUAAAAUUCCAUUCAUAGGUACCCACAGUUGUUGGUCACCGGACUGAUCCUUCCCUUGGCCACUGCUUGGUGGUUGUACUGGGAGGCCACGCGCUGGGAGCAGCGAGCUGGCCACUGAAGCAAGCAGCAUCAACAUGCAGUACAUCACAGUGCAAAUAGAGGGGGUUUUCGGUGGAAACUCCAUCUUCCCCUGGGUCAGCUAAUAGAGACUGGGAAGAGUAAAUGGAAUUUUAGGUGCCACAUUCUGCACACGGCUCUCUGCAGGUCUUGUGUCUCCAAAUUCAUCUGUCUUCCAAUAGUUUGACUGAUCGAAGAUAUUUCUCCCCUAGAGUUGUGCUCUGAUUACACCAACACGUUUCUUCCUAAAGUGACAGUGAGCAAAUCCACUCCUGUGCUGAGGGUGUGUUGCAGCAACACAGAGGAGCAGAGGUGUCCAGCCCUCAACCAGCAUCAACAGCUUCAGCUUUGCCUCUGCUUCCAUUGCCUUUCCUCAUUCCUCUUUUUGUUUUCCUCCAAACAGUAAAUUUCGCUCUUUCUGCCACUUCAGAGCUCUCUUCAUGUCCCAGCUCUGCUCAGUGAGACGCAGUGCUGCCCAUAGCAGCAGUCCCUUCUUAACCCAAUGGAUCCCAAACAACUCCAGCCAUGGAGCCAGCUUCCAUUCGUGCACCUCCAAGCAGCUGAUGCCUGUGCAGGUCCAGGGCUGAGGUCACAGAGCAGUUCUUGUUGACACACCAGUGUUGGGCACGGCUGCUUGAGAUCUCAAGAUUUGCCUUAUCAAGAACACGAGAAGGUGUUGGUUGGUUGGUUGGCUGGAUGGAUGGUGCAAAGUUUUCCUCUUCCUCUCGUUGCCACUUUCACCCAUUGAACCAAAGCACAUCCUGAGUUGGGAGGGACCCCCACGGGCCAUGCCGCACAUGGCAUUCUUUGUUGGUGGACUUUUUGCACUUAUUUCUGAGUAGUUCCGCACGGAGGGCGGGUCAGCUCGAAGCAGAACAUUGGACUGAACAAAGCCCAGCUGCAGCAGGAACAGCGGCCGCGUUCCAUUCGUCCCCAGCGGCGUUCGGGGCCGGUUGGGUUCUCGCACAUUUGGGGUUAUUUUCCACCGGAACAGCGACGACGCCGAGCGACUCCGACAGUCCCAGCGCGGGGAGCGAUGCCGAGCGCCGUUCCUUGGCCGAAAGGGAGGCCGGCUUCCAAACUCCGCGCACCAACCGCGCUCUUCCAGCACCGCACCCCGCGAGCUGACCUGUCCGGGCUGCAACAUCACUAAAGAAGCUGCUGCAGGAUGAAAAGAUGGCAGCACGGCUGCUCGCACCACCAGGCCCUGAUAGUUUUAAACCUUUCACUCCGGAGUCUCUGGCUAACAUUGAGAAACGCAUUGCAGAAGAAAAAGAGAAGCGUCCGAAGCAAGACAGCAGCCAUCGCGACGACGAUGAAGACAGCAAACCAAAACCAAACAGUGACCUUGAGGCGGGGAAGAAUUUGCCUUUCAUCUAUGGGGACAUCCCUAAAGGCCUGGUUGCUGUACCACUGGAGGACUUUGACCCUUAUUAUAUGACCCAGAAAACCUUUGUAGUACUAAACAGAGGGAAAACACUCUUCCGAUUUAGUGCCACACCUGCCUUGUACAUUUUAAGUCCUUUUAAUCUGUUUAGAAGAAUAGCUAUUAAAAUUUUGAUACAUUCAGUAUUUAGCAUGAUCAUUAUGUGCACUAUUUUGACCAACUGUGUAUUCAUGACUUUUAGUAACCCACCUGAAUGGUCGAAGAAUGUGGAGUAUACAUUCACUGGUAUUUAUACAUUUGAAUCACUUGUGAAAAUUAUUGCAAGAGGUUUCUGUAUAGAUGGCUUUACUUUCCUACGAGACCCAUGGAACUGGCUAGAUUUCAGUGUGAUCAUGAUGGCAUAUGUCACAGAGUUUGUGGACCUGGGGAAUGUCUCAGCAUUGAGAACUUUCAGAGUUCUCCGAGCUUUGAAAACUAUCUCUGUAAUUCCAGGCCUGAAGACCAUUGUGGGUGCCCUGAUCCAGUCGGUGAAGAAGCUGUCGGAUGUGAUGAUCCUGACGGUGUUUUGUCUCAGUGUCUUUGCUCUGAUUGGGCUGCAGCUGUUUAUGGGCAAUUUGAGGAACAAGUGUGUGAUAUGGCCAAUUAACGUCAACGAGACGUUCCUGGAUAACGGCUCCCGGGGCUUUGACUGGGAGGAAUACACCAACAAUAUGUCAAAUUUUUACAUAAUUCCUGGUGCCCCUGAUCCUUUGCUCUGUGGUAACAGCUCCGAUGCAGGUCAAUGUCCAGAGGGUUACACGUGCAUGAAAGCAGGACGGAACCCAAACUACGGUUACACGAGCUUUGACACUUUCAGCUGGGCUUUCCUGGCUCUGUUUCGCCUUAUGACUCAGGACUUUUGGGAAAACUUGUAUCAAUUAACCUUACGAGCAGCAGGAAAAACCUACAUGAUCUUCUUUGUCCUGGUGAUCUUCGUGGGCUCGUUCUACCUGGUCAACCUGAUUCUGGCUGUGGUGGCCAUGGCUUACGAAGAGCAGAACCAGGCCACAUUGGAGGAGGCAGAGCAGAAAGAGGCCGAAUUUAAGGCCAUGUUAGAACAAUUGAAAAAGCAGCAGGAGGAGGCACAGGCUGCUGCCAUGGUCACUUCGGCAGGGACGGUCUCUGAGGAUGCUGUGGAAGAUGAUGGUGGAGGAAGGAUGUCUCGGAGCUCAUCGGAGAUCUCUAAACUGAGUUCCAAGAGUGCCAAGGAGCGCCGUAACCGGAGGAAGAAGCGGAAGGACAAAGAGCUGUCGGAAGGAGAGGAGAAGGGCGACAAUGAGAAGGUGUUCAAGUCAGAAUCGGAGGAUGGCAUGAGGAGAAAAGCCUUCAGGCUGCCAGAUAACAGGAUAGGAAGAAAGUUUUCCAUCAUGAACCAGUCUCUCCUCAGCAUCCCGGGCUCCCCUUUCCUCUCCCGACACAACAGCAAGAGCAGCAUCUUCAGCUACAAGGGCCGAUUCCGCGACCCGGGCUCGGAAAACGAAUUCGCCGACGACGAACACAGCACGGUGGAGGAGAGCGAAGGCCGCAGGGAUUCCCUCUUCAUCCCCAUCCGCGGCCGCGACCGACGGAGCAGCUACAGCGGAUACAGCGGCUACAGCCAGGGCAGCCGCUCCUCGCGGAUAUUCCCCAACCUCCGCCGCAACAUCAAGAGGAACAGCACGGUGGAUUGCAACGGCGUCGUGUCCCUCAUCGGCGGCCCGCCUUCCAGCAUGCCCGGCGGGCGCCUUCUGCCUGAGGGUACAACUGAAAUUGAAAUUAAGAAGAAACCUGGUGGGUCUCUCUUGGUCUCGAUGGAUCAGGUGAACGUCUCCUAUGGAAGGAAGGAUCGUACCAACAGCGUGAUGACUGGCUUGACCAACACCCUCGUUGAAGAGCUGGAGGAGUCCCAGAGGAAGUGUCCCCCAUGCUGGUACAAAUUUGCCAACACGUUCUUGAUCUGGGAAUGCCACCCCUACUGGAUCAAGCUGAAGGAGAUAGUGAACUUGAUUGUCAUGGAUCCCUUUGUUGACCUGGCCAUCACCAUCUGCAUUGUGCUCAACACUCUGUUCAUGGCCAUGGAGCAUCAUCCUAUGACCCCAGAGUUUGAACACGUGCUGUCUGUGGGAAAUCUGGUUUUCACGGGAAUUUUCACAGCAGAAAUGUUCCUGAAGCUCAUCGCCAUGGAUCCCUACUAUUAUUUCCAGGAAGGCUGGAACAUCUUUGAUGGAUUCAUCGUCUCCCUCAGUUUAAUGGAGCUGAGUCUGGCGAAUGUGGAAGGGCUUUCUGUGCUGCGAUCUUUCCGAUUGCUGAGAGUCUUCAAACUGGCCAAGUCCUGGCCCACUCUGAACAUGCUGAUAAAAAUCAUCGGUAACUCAGUGGGUGCUUUGGGCAACUUGACCUUGGUGUUGGCCAUCAUCGUCUUCAUCUUUGCGGUGGUGGGCAUGCAGCUCUUUGGCAAAAGCUACAAGGAGUGUGUCUGCAAGAUCAAUCCGGAUUGUGAGCUGCCCCGCUGGCACAUGCACGAUUUCUUCCACUCCUUCCUUAUUGUCUUCCGUGUGUUGUGUGGGGAAUGGAUUGAGACCAUGUGGGAUUGUAUGGAGGUGGCAGGACAGGCCAUGUGCUUGAUUGUCUUCAUGAUGGUCAUGGUCAUCGGAAAUUUAGUGGUGCUGAACCUGUUCCUGGCUUUGCUGCUGAGCUCCUUCAGCGCAGACAACCUGGCAGCAACGGAUGACGAUGGGGAGAUGAACAACCUGCAGAUCUCCGUGAUUCGCAUCAAGAAGGGCAUUGCCUGGAUCAAGGCGAAAGUGCGUGAAUUCAUGCAGGCUCACUUCAAGCAGAGAGAGGCAGAUGAGGUCAAGCCUUUGGACGAGCUGUAUGACAAGAAGGUGAACUGCAUUGCCAACCACACAGGGGCCGAUAUCCACAGAGACAUCGAUUACCAGAAGAAUGGCAACGGCACGACCAGCGGAAUUGGGAGCAGUGUGGAGAAAUACAUCAUCGAUGAAGACCACAUGUCCUUCAUCAACAACCCCAACCUCACCGUCCGGGUGCCUAUUGCUGUCGGGGAAUCAGAUUUUGAAAAUCUCAACACAGAAGAUUUCAGCAGCGAUACGGAUCCUGAUGGCAGCAAAGAGAAACUGGAUGAUACCAGCUCCUCCGAAGGCAGCACCAUUGAUAUAAAGCCUGAAGUGGAAGAAGUCCCCGUGGAGGCACCAGAAGAGUAUCUGGACCCGGAUGCGUGCUUCACCGAGGGUUGCAUGCAGCGCUGUAAGUGUUGUCAGGUCAAUAUUGAGGAGGGGCUGGGGAAGUCUUGGUGGACCUUGAGGAAGACGUGUUUUCUGAUCGUGGAGCAUAACUGGUUUGAGACUUUCAUCAUCUUCAUGAUCCUGCUGAGCAGUGGAGCUCUGGCUUUUGAGGAUAUUUACAUAGAGCAGAGGAAAACCAUCCGGACCAUCUUGGAGUACGCAGACAAGGUCUUCACGUACAUCUUCAUCCUGGAGAUGUUGCUGAAAUGGUGUGCCUAUGGGUUCGUCAAGUUCUUCACCAACGCCUGGUGCUGGCUGGAUUUCCUCAUUGUGGCUGUCUCUUUAGUCAGCCUUAUAGCUAAUGCCCUGGGCUACUCGGAACUAGGUGCCAUAAAGUCCCUUAGGACCCUAAGAGCUUUGAGGCCUUUAAGAGCGUUGUCCCGAUUUGAGGGGAUGAGGGUGGUUGUCAAUGCCUUGGUUGGCGCUAUCCCUUCCAUUAUGAAUGUCUUGUUGGUCUGCCUUAUCUUCUGGCUGAUUUUCAGCAUUAUGGGGGUUAACCUGUUUGCUGGGAAGUACCAUUACUGCUUUAAUGAAACAGCCGAGGAGCGCUUUGAAAUAGAGGUUGUUAACAACAAGACAGACUGUGAGGCGCUGAUGCCACCCAACUCCACUGAGAUCCGAUGGAAGAAUGUGAAAAUCAACUUUGACAACGUUGGGGCAGGAUACCUGGCUCUUCUGCAAGUUGCAACAUUCAAGGGCUGGAUGGACAUCAUGUAUGCAGCAGUAGAUUCCAGAAAGCAAGAAGAGCAACCCAAGUACGAGGACAACAUCUACAUGUACAUAUAUUUUGUUAUCUUCAUCAUCUUUGGCUCCUUUUUCACUCUGAACUUGUUCAUCGGUGUCAUCAUUGACAACUUCAAUCAACAAAAGAAAAAGUUUGGAGGUCAAGAUAUUUUCAUGACAGAAGAACAAAAGAAAUACUACAAUGCCAUGAAAAAACUGGGCUCCAAGAAGCCUCAAAAGCCAAUUCCCCGACCUCUGAACCGCAUUCAGGGAGCUGUCUUUGACUUCGUCACUCAGCAAGCAUUUGACAUCGUCAUCAUGAUGCUCAUCUGCCUCAACAUGGUGACCAUGAUGGUGGAGACGGACACGCAGAGCAAGCAGAUGGAGGACAUCCUCUACUGGAUCAACCUGGUGUUUGUCAUCUUCUUCACCUGCGAGUGUGUGCUGAAGAUGUUCGCCUUGCGGCACUACUACUUCACCAUCGGGUGGAACAUCUUUGACUUCGUGGUCGUGAUUCUGUCCAUUGUGGGAAUGUUCCUGGCCGAAAUCAUCGAGAAGUAUUUUGUAUCCCCCACUCUCUUCCGAGUCAUCCGCCUGGCUCGUAUCGGACGUAUCCUGCGUUUGAUCAAAGGAGCCAAAGGGAUCCGCACCUUGCUUUUUGCCUUAAUGAUGUCUUUGCCUGCCUUGUUCAACAUCGGCCUCCUGCUCUUCCUGGUCAUGUUCAUCUUCUCCAUCUUCGGCAUGUCCAACUUCGCCUACGUCAAGCACGAGGCUGGCAUCGACGACAUGUUCAACUUUGAGACCUUUGGCAACAGCAUGAUCUGCUUGUUCCAGAUCACGACGUCGGCUGGCUGGGAUGGCCUCCUGCUGCCCAUCCUAAACCGGCCUCCAGACUGCGACCUGGACAAGGAACAUCCCGGGAGCGGCUUUAAGGGGGACUGCGGGAACCCCUCGGUGGGGAUAUUUUUCUUUGUGAGCUACAUCAUCAUCUCCUUCCUGAUCGUGGUCAACAUGUACAUUGCCAUCAUCCUGGAGAACUUCAGCGUGGCGACGGAGGAGAGCGCGGACCCGCUGAGCGAGGACGACUUCGAGACCUUCUACGAGAUCUGGGAGAAGUUCGACCCCGACGCCACGCAGUUCAUAGAGUACAGCAAGCUGGCGGACUUUGCCGACGCUUUGGAACAUCCUCUGCGCGUCCCAAAGCCCAACACCAUCGAACUCAUCGCCAUGGACCUCCCUAUGGUAAGUGGAGAUAGGAUCCACUGUUUAGACAUCCUGUUUGCCUUCACCAAACGCGUCCUGGGGGACAGCGGAGAGCUGGAUAUACUGAGACAACAGAUGGAGGAAAGGUUUGUGGCUUCCAAUCCUUCCAAAGUGUCUUACGAGCCCAUCACCACCACGCUGCGGCGCAAGCAGGAGGAGGUCUCGGCCGUGGUGUUGCAGAGGGCUUACAGGUCGCGGUUGGCGAGGCGGGGGUUCAUCAGCCGAAGACCCCUCCCCACCAAAAUGGAGAACGGAGGAGCAAACAGGGAGAAGAAGGAAGGGACGCCCUCCACCGCGUCGCUGCCGUCCUACGACAGCGUCACCAAACCCGAGAAGGAGAAGCAGCAGCGGGCGGAGGAGGGAAGACGGGAACGGGCGAAAAGGCAAAAAGACGUCAGGGAAUCCAAGUGUUGAGACAGAACGCUGGGAUUGUACAAACCUAGGAAAAAAAAUUAUAUCUAUAUUUGCAAGACGGAAAAAAAAAAAAAAAAAGAUUGUUUACAAACUUGGUGAAAUAUAUCCAUACAGAACAGCUGUGGAGACACUUAACCUGAAGAUCUUAUACCAAACGUAGUCUGCUUUCCUGUGUGACAGCGUUGCAUCUAAAGCAGUGACCUUCCACCUGCUUAAAGGACCCCUGUGUCAACAAACAUUUAAGACAAAACAGGGAAAAAGAGAAAAAAUAUGGAUUUUCUAUUGUUCAGGCAGGUGGAUACUGCAUGUUCCACAUCAGUCAAUGCAACUUAGGACAAACAAGCAAAAUAAAAACACACACACACACACACACACAAACACACACACAGAAAUAAAACCCGCUGCUGGGAUUCAUAUAUUUUCCAAAGCAGCCAAAAAUGGAUUUUAUUUUCCCAUUUUGUUGGUUAUUAUUGAAAGAAAACCCAGAAGUCACGAUGUUAAGGGGUUUGUUCAUGCAAAAGUAGAUUUGCAUUUAGUUAAGCAGCAAA
Messenger RNA from Meleagris gallopavo (turkey), 8269 nucleotides. Lineage: Eukaryota; Metazoa; Chordata; Aves; Galliformes; Phasianidae. The record is from RefSeq and is a predicted model, not a curated record.